UGGCGACCAAACACCCAUACCUUCAGGACGAGUUGAAGGGUAGUUGCUCAUCGACAUUCGUGAUCCCCCAGUCGUCGAAGUACGAUCUCUCCUCCCAUCAUCGAUCGACUAUACUACCGCUGUUAGUCCCUGGUGGAACCACGUGUAGUAGUAAAGUAUCAAUCGAGCCAAGAACACUAAGAGGACGCGAGGCCGGCUUACUCGUCUCGACGACAGUCCAUUCGUUUCUUUUCUUUUAGUUUUAACUACACACAAUGCCUUACAAGUUCCCCAAGGCUAUCAGCGCAGCGCGCGUUGCAACUUUCGUCAGCACUGCUGCUUGGAUCCAGGGCACCAGCGCUAGCGAGGUCUCGUUGCCGGAAGAGGCGCUUAAUAACUUCCUUCGAAGACACAGGAUCAUAAAUACCUCGAGGAGGCAGGCGUCUGUACCAGAGGAGGAGGAGGAGGAAGAGGAAGAAGAGAGCGAGGGCUCGUCAGAUAGCCAAUCAUCGCCCGACUCAUCAGCAUCUAGCGAUUCCGAGGACGCCGACAAGGAAGAUACACCCAGCAUACCAGACUCACCUCAAGCUGGCGUCGCCUUCGGCGGCGGAGGACGACCAGCAAUCGGGACCACCGAGCCCCCGGGGAGUCUAAGCGUAGGAGCCAGGGUAGCCAUCGGCGUGUGGUCAGCAGUAGGCAUCAUCGCCAUACUGGGCCUAAUAUUUUUCUUCUGUCGACGGCGGAGGAGAGCGAGGAUAGCCCAGGAGGAAAUCGAUGCGCUACGGGACGAAGAACUCGCAAGGUCCCAUCAAGAACAAGAACACAUGUCCCAAAUAAGCAUGCCCCUACCCCUACCGCCGCCGCCGCCGCCGCCACCGCCCCCAGCACCUCCAAUCAUGGAACAAGCACAUCUAAGAAGCGGAAGCGACGCCGGCGAUGUUGUCCGCCCGCCAAGCGGAGAAUGGAUGGCGACGCCGCCGUGGCAAGAAGAUCCGCCGACGUGGCGGGACUCUCAUCCGUGGAGGCAGUCUCAGCCCUCCGUCGCGGGCGGCGCUCUCGCAGGGGGUCCCAGGCCGCUCUUCGCACCGCAGAAUACGGGGCCGGGGCCGGGGUACGACGAGCGCGUCGGGGUUACGGGCGAAGCAGAGAACACAACGUUCGCGUAUCGGUAGGGAUGGUCCCGAGAGAGACGUAUGUAUGCUCUGGAAGUCGCUAGGACUGCGUUAUAUAUUUCUACCUUCUUGAGCGCUGCUUCUACUUAUAUUCGCC
Daldinia vernicosa is the source of this 1248-nucleotide messenger RNA. RefSeq lists its product as uncharacterized. The coding region runs from base 255 to 1151 and encodes 298 amino acids. The transcript has a single exon. The record is from RefSeq and is a predicted model, not a curated record. Lineage: Eukaryota; Fungi; Ascomycota; Sordariomycetes; Xylariales; Hypoxylaceae.